AUGCCAGAACCCACAAAGAAAGAUGAGAUGCAAAACGGUCAGCCUGAAGACACGGUUGCCCCCGACACCGUUUUCCCUGAAAGUGUUCCCUUGGAAAGUGUUCCCUUGGAAAGUGUUCCCUUGGAAAGUGUUCCCUUGGAAAGUGUUCCCUUGGAAAGUAAUGGCGCCCCGUCUUUACCUGAGAUUUCCUUGGAGGUGUCUCCGCCCCCAGAGCCCAUAACAGAAGCCAUAACAGAGGAGAAAGAGCCUGUAGAGACUGAGAGGAAACCAGAGCCAACGGUGACUCAGCCUUUAACUGUAGCUAAAGAGCCAAGCCCCACAGAGAAUGGCUCUGAGCCUCAGUGUGGUGAGAUGAGGCUGAAACAGGCAGAGCUUCAGACCUCUGCAGUAAAGGAGGAGAGUUCUUGCUCUCCCCCUCCCGCUGGUGAAGAUGCUCCUGCAGCCAAUAGCGCCCCCUCAACAGCAGAAGAUGCCAAUUCAGUCAAGAAACUGUCCGUUGAUCUGCCUAAUGAUAGUGUUCCUGUGCCUGCAAUGGGGAGAAAGGACUCAGUGUGGUCUUUGGGAGAGGGUCAGUCCCCAGAGGAUCUGGACAAGCCCAUUGACACACCACCACUGUCCACUCUGCUGAUAGAGAGACCCCAGAGCGCCACUGUUCCCGUGGGAGGGGACAUUAGCUUUGUGGCUAAAGUGGAGGCUAAAGAUCUUCUUCGUAAGCCCACUAUCAAGUGGUUCAAGGGAAAAUGGAUGGAUCUUGCCAGCAAGACAGGAAAGCAUUUACAACUCAAAGAAACUUUUGACAGAUUUACAAAGAUACACACGUUUGAGAUGCACAUUAUAAAAGCCAAAGAGAACUAUGCUGGAAACUACAGGUGUGAAGUCACCUACAAAGACAAGUUUGACAGCUGCUCUUUUGACUUAGACAUCAAAGAAACUGAACAGAGUUCCCAAAACAUUGACAUUCGCUCAGCUUUUAAAAGGAGCAGUGAAGGACAAGAAGAUGCAGGGGAGCUUGACUUUAGUGGUCUCCUUAAACAUAGAGAGCCUAAACCGGACGACACCCCAGAGGUUGAUGUUUGGGACAUCUUAAAAAAUGCCCGACCGGAUGAGUAUGAGAAGAUUGCAUUCAUGUACGGCAUUACGGACCUGAGGGGUCUGCUGCGGAGAAUGAAGAAAAUACCCAAAGAGGAGAAGAAGAGUGAAGCAUUCGCAAAGAAGUUGGAACCGGCCUAUCAAGCCGAUAAAGGAGGGAAGAUUCGCCUUGUGGUGGAUUUAGCUGACCCCACGGUUGAUCUGAAGUGGUACAAGAAUGGACAAGAAAUCAGACCAACUCCCAAUCAAAGGAAAUAUAUCUUUGAGCACAAAGGAACGCAGAGGAUUAUGGUGAUCAACAACUGCUCCAUGAAUGACGAUGCUGCCUACUCUGUGGCUGCAGGAGAUGAAAAAUGCACAACAGAGCUUUUUGUGAAAGAGCUGCCAGUUAAAAUCAUAAAAAGUCUGGAUCCUGUGAAGACAACUGUAAAUGAGCGAAUUGAGCUGGAAUGUGAGGUGUCAGAGGAAGGUGCUCAAGUUAAAUGGAUGAAGAAUGGUGUUGAGGUCCCAACAGGAGUGCGUUCCCGAUAUCGAGUAAAGUCUGAAGGCAACAAACACUAUCUUGUGAUAGACGAUGCCUCUCGGGAGGACACAGGGGUAUACUCUAUUAUGGCCACUGGGGGCACUUCUGAAUGUCAUGUGCAGGUUGACUUGAAACCUCUUAAGAUAUUCCAGAGCUUGCAAGAUGUAACUGUAAGGCUGGGGCAGCCUCUUAAAUUGAAUUGUGAGAUAUACCCUGGCAAUGUACCCGGCCGCUGGUACAGAAACGGACAACUAAUCCAGCCCAAUGACCACAUCAACAUUAUUCACAGGAACAAAAUCCAUCGCUUGGAAAUAGAAACUAGCUCCCUGCACGAUGCUGGAGAUUAUACAUUUGUGCCUGAGGGAUAUUCUCAAAGCAUCUCUGCCAAAGUUCAUAUAAUUGACCCACCGAAAGUCCAUUUAGACAGUUUGAACUUUCCAGACAACACUGUGAUUAUUGUAGCAGGAAACAAACUUCGAUUGGAGAUUCCCAUCAGUGGUGAACCAGCACCCAGGGUGGUGUGGAUGAAAGGUGAAAGGGUCAUUCUCGAGUCGGGGCAUCGUGUCAGGGCAGAGACAUACGGCGACCAAACCAGUUUGACAAUCGAUGUGACUGAGCGCGACGACACUGGAAACUAUAAGCUUGUUCUUCAGAAUGAGGCAGGGGAAGCCACUGCUAGUGUCAAGAUCAAAGUUGUUGACAUUCCCGAUGCCCCGGAUGCUCCCCUAGUUCCAGCUGUGGGUGGUGAUUGGUGCUCAAUGACAUGGGAAGCCCCCAAGUAUGAUGGUGGAUCCCCUAUAAUAGGGUACUUUAUUGAACGAAAGAAGAAACAGAGUUCAAGAUGGAUGAGGUUAAAUUUUGACCUGAUCAAGGAAACCUCUUUCGAACCGAAGAAGAUGAUUGAGGGGGUGCCUUAUGAAGUCAGGGUCUUUGCUGUCAAUGCUAUAGGCAUAUCCAAGCCCAGUGAUCCUUCAAAAGCCUUUAUUCCCCUGGCUGUGACCAGUGAACCCACUAUGCUGGUGGUUGACGAUGUCACCGACAACUCUGUCACUCUAAAAUGGCGUCCGCCCGAAACUAUUGGAGCUGCUGGUCUGGAUGGAUAUUUAGUGGAAUACUGUGUGGAAGGAACUGAUGAAUGGAUUGCUGCUAACACAGAAUUGACAGAAAAGACCAAGUACACAGUCACAGGAUUAAAACCAGAGUCUAAAAUCUUAGUGCGUGUUAAGGCCAUCAAUAAAGCAGGAGCUAGUUGUCCACGCACCAUUCAGCACCCUAUACUUGUCAAAGAAGUUAUUGAACCACCAAAAAUCCGUGUGCCACGUCACCUGAAGCAGACAUACACACGGAGAGUUGGCGAGGCAGUUAACCUUGUUGUCCCAUUUAUGGGUAAACCCAGACCAAAGGUCACCUGGCUAAAGGAAGGCAAGCCCAUUGAACCAACCAACUAUGUAAGCAUUCGCAACACUGACUGUGACAGCAUCAUCUUCAUCCGAAAAGCAGAGCGCAGCCACUCUGGGAAGUAUCAGCUGACAGUGCAGGUGGAAAAUCAUGUGGACACAGCGAUCAUUGACAUACAAAUAGUGGACCUACCUGAACCUCCUCAGUCCGUAAUAAUAGAAGAUGUUUGGGGAGGAAAUGUAGCUCUGGUCUGGACUCCACCGAAAGAUAACGGAAACGCACCAAUAACUGGCUAUACCAUUCAAAAGGCAGACACAAAAACUAUGGAGUGGUACACAUGCAUCGAGCAUUACCAUCGUACCUCCAUCACAAUCACAGAGCUUGUGGUUGGUAAUGAGUAUUUCUUCAGGGUCUUCUCUGAGAACAUGUGUGGCCUAAGUGAAACAGCUACUCAAACAAAGAAGAGUGCCUUAAUUGUGAAAGAAGGCAUGGAGCUCAAAGAUCCUGAGUACAGUGACCGUGACUUCAAGGAGGCGCCCAAGUUUACCCAGCCGCUGAUCAACACGUUUGCCAUCGCCGGAUACAAUGCCACUCUGAACUGUAGUGUUCGUGCCAACCCAAGGCCAAAAGUUAUCUGGAUGAAGAAUAAAAUAGCCAUCUUAGACGACCCUCGCUACCGCAUGUUCAGUAACCAAGGCAGGCGCAGGUCGACUGCAAACUGGAAGUCAAAGUCCAAACUCAAGAAUUGUGAAUGUAUGUUCUCAUAUAAGGAGGAUUCACCUUUUAUGAGCUCAUGCAGCGUGGAGUGCCGCUACACUUGA
Molecule: messenger RNA, 3831 nt
Organism: Knipowitschia caucasica
Lineage: Eukaryota; Metazoa; Chordata; Actinopteri; Gobiiformes; Gobiidae
Source: the annotation of a GenBank genome assembly